This is a messenger RNA of Camellia sinensis, 666 nucleotides long. Its product is annotated as shaggy-related protein kinase theta-like. Gene Ontology annotation, cellular component: nucleus; cytoplasm. Gene Ontology annotation, biological process: signal transduction; cell differentiation; peptidyl-threonine phosphorylation. The record is from RefSeq and is a predicted model, not a curated record. Gene Ontology annotation, molecular function: protein serine/threonine kinase activity. NCBI's taxonomy places the organism in Eukaryota, Viridiplantae, Streptophyta, Magnoliopsida, Ericales, Theaceae.
AUGCACAUAACUUCACAGACCACUGGGGUUGGUGGUCCAGUGGUGAAGGCAUUGUCUUCCCACAGCAGUGAAUCAAGUUCGACUCCUGGGGGGCACAAAAUGUUGGAUUUUCCAAUGCUUCUCUUCAGAGAUCUCGCGCUGUAUUCAGAUCCACCUCUGUUUCCGGGAGAAAGUGGGGUUGAUCAGCUUGUGGAAAUUAUUAAGAUAUUGGGGACACCAACUAGAGAGGAAAUUAGAUGCAUGAAUCCAAAUUACACGGAGUUCAAAUUUCCUCAUAUCAAAGCUCACCCAUGGCACCAAGUUUUUCACAAGCAAAUGCCACCCAAAGCUGUGGAUCUUGUGUCGAGGCUGCUCCAAUAUUCACCAAAUCUACACUGCACUGCUUUGGAGGCAAGUGCACAUCCUUUCUUUGAUGAUUUGAGGGAACCAACAGCAAGCUUGCCAAAUGGUAGACCACUCCCUCUCUUCGAUUUCAUGCCUCAAGUUGAGUACCGUAACUUACAUUUUCUUUUCUGGGGGGUUUUGAUGGUUCUCUUGUUGAUCGUGCCAAAAUUUCUCACAGAGCUGGCUGGGGCAUUGCAUGAAUUGCAUCAACGUCUUAUUCCCGAGCAUGUGAGGAAAUAUAUUUGUGCCAAGAAGCGGUGGUUGUAUCUGCAGGCAAUGUAG